Messenger RNA from Moneuplotes crassus, 775 nucleotides. NCBI's taxonomy places the organism in Eukaryota, Ciliophora, Spirotrichea, Euplotida, Euplotidae. The record is from the annotation of a GenBank genome assembly.
AUUUAAAUGAAUCAGAAUCAGACAGCAGCAUCUCAUGAGAAUUUAAACCCUCUGUUCCAGUUCUUGGAAGAUAAGAAUGAGAGAAUCAAGAUGUAUAAAGGAGCUAAAAAUGAAGCUAUUUAUGAUCAUUUCCUUAAACUUAAUCAUGAUUUCUGCACUUUACAGCAAUUCUCAGAUGAAAAAGUUCAUAAUUUCAUGACUGUCAUGGAUAAAGCACUGCACAAGCUCAUCAGAGGAGACUUAGUGAUUGGAAGCUUGAAGCCAGAAAACGAUAUGCAAAAUUACUUUACUACAGAAUUUGAGAAUAAAUCUCUUCAAAGGCCACCUUUCUCAGUGAGCAUUUUUGAUUCAGAGGACUUUAUAAAGAUCAAAAAGUUCCUCUAUGAAGAGUUCUUCCCAGUAUGCUCCCUCUUUGAGUACUCUCUAAAGCCUAGAAAGGAGCUACAUCUGCGAUGUGAAAACAUCGUCCCUGAUUUACCACGUGAGCAAUCUCUCAUGAGCAUGAAACAGGUAGAAGACCCCAAAGAAGUACCCCAUCUCAAGGAGUAUUUUGAAGAGCCUAUAGCCAAGGAAACUCCUGAAGCUGAGGGAGAAGGAGAACCAGAGGAUCAUAAAGAUGAACAGCAAAAUGAAGAAACUGUAGAGAAUAACCAACCUAAUAGAAAUAUCUCACUUGAGAAAGUCAUCUUGAAUGAAAAGAAGAGGAUUGACAAGUUCGUGGAAAAGAAACUCAAAAUUAAAAGAAGCAAGCCGGACCAGGAAGAACUGUAGUUGU